AGGUGGCAGUAAAGCAGCUAGAAACAGUCUCGCCAGCCGGUGAACAACCACAAAGAAGAAGAAGCGGUCAGAGGUGAAAGUUGACAUUAGUAAAAACAUGGUUGAACACGGGGAUAUCCGCGUGGUUCACCGAGGUGGCAGUAAAAUAAACUUCAGGGAGCCUGUCAUAACCCAUGACUCAAGGUAUCUGCUAUGCGCCUCGGGAGAGUGCGUGAAGGUGUUCAGCACCUCCACAGAGGAGUGUAUCCACGACCUGCGGGGACACACCGGCCUGGUAACGGGUGUGCUGCUCAAACCCUCCAACCACCUGCAGGUCUACUCUUGCUCAGCAGAUGGCACUGUCAGACUGUGGGACUACACAGAUGGCAUCCUUAUUAAGACUUACGUCAUUGGAUGCCCGGUUUACUCCAUCUGUGCAUCUGCAAACCAUGAAGGGGUCAUCUUUAUCGUUACUCCCAUGCUCAGUGACAAAAGAUCUGAUUUAUUCCAGCUGGUUGCGGUAGAUCUUCCACAGAGCGGAGAUCAGCUGGUGGAGGCCCGAGAGCUUUCUGCUGUGCUCAGCGACGUCAGCUCCAACCCAGCAGCCAUCGUCUUCGGCAGAGGGGGGGAAUAUAUUGCUUCAGCUAAUGGUUUGCACCUGGAGGUCUACUUCUUCAAGAAGCAGAAGUCCUACAGGUUUUCCCUCAAAGAAGACAACAAGAAGGGAGGCAAGAACACAGUCACGUGCGUCGCCUGUCAUCCGAAAGAUGACUGCAUUGCCACGGGGCACGAAGACGGAAAGAUUCGCUUGUGGAGAAACUUCAACCACAAGAAGGAGUACACAUACUCCACCUUGCACUGGCACCACAGUGCUGUCAGCUCGCUGUGCUUCACCCCAGAAGGCACCAACCUGUUGAGUGGAGGCAUGGAGUCGGUGCUCGUCCAGUGGCGAUACAACCAAGAGAGUGAGCGGGACUUCCUACCCCGCUUGGGUUCGGCCAUCACACACAUCACUGUUUCGCCCGACGGAGCACUGUUCUGUACCUCACACAGUGACAACAAGAUUACGAUCAUCCAGAGUUGUGUUAAAGUGUCGGCUGUCAUUCAGGGCCUGGUCAAAGGAGAAAGUGUGAGGACAGACAUGAUGGUGGACCCACGCAGCAAAUCCCUGGUGCUGAACGGGAAACCAGGCCACCUGCAGUUUUACUCCCUCCCAAGAGACAAACUGCUGUACAACCUGGACAUAGUGCAGCAGGAGUACAUCCAUGAGUCCGGCCUGGAGCAGUUUGAGGUGGUCAAGGCGGCCUUCGAUGCCUCUGGCAGCUGGCUGGCAACAGUGGAAGAGAGAAAACAGAAAGACGCUGAGCUGGAGCUGAACUUAAAACUGUGGGCAUUUGAUGAACAAACACAGAGUUUUGUGCUGAACACGACCAUCUCGGCCCCCCACGAGGCGCGGAUUACAGCCAUGUGCUUCUGCCACGCCACCGACAGCCAGACCACCAUGCUGGUCUCCACCAGCAAGGACGGACACUUCAAAGCCUGGCAGCUGGGCGCGCCAGCCCACACAGAGGCAGAUGAAGGUCCUUCCUGGUCGUGUGACUUCGUGGGAGCCUAUCACGGCCUGGUGCCUGAGUGCUGCUGUUUCUCAGCCGACGGAUCUUUGCUGGCCGUCAGCUUUCAGGAGGUGGUGACUGUGUGGAGCCCGGCUUCCUGGGAGCUCCUGACAACUCUGUCCCAGCCGCCAAAAGCUGUCAGGGAUCUUUGUUUUGGGCGACUAAGCUGUUCUAAGUAUCUGCUGGGAACCACGGCCAACAACCUGCUCUGCUGCUGGAACCUCCUCACCUGCUCAUUGGAGUGGAGCACCUCGAUGGACAUCAGCCUGCUGCUGGCCGACCCCCUCACUGAGAACAUGGCUGCCUUCUGCUGCCAGGCCGGCUCCACCGACUUGUUUGUUUUUAAGCCCAGCGAGCCUCGGCCCGUGUUUUCCCAGAAGGCCGUGUGCUCAGGGAAGGUGACCCGCGCUGUCUUUGCCCCAAGGGAGGAGAUGCUGGAGAGCUGUGAAGAGAGCAGCCAGUGGCUCAACCACUCCCAGCUCUACUUCCUCACUCCGUACAUGGACCUCAUGACGUUCACCACUAAGGCGGAGGAAGACAGACUGAUGGCGUCCAGCAAACAGCUUGUAAUUGAUGACAGUGUCGCCAUGACACCGUUCUACCUGUUGCUGGGGAAACAUCGGCAACAGGAAGAUGCCGACCCGCUGAGCGGCCUGUCUGCUGAGAGAAGGCCUCUGCCACAGUGCUCUGUUGCUAUCAAAGAGCUUCUGCAGACCCCGGCCCACGUCUUGCCCUCUACCUCUUUCCUCUGCUCUAUGUUUGUACAGUCCCUGCUCAUCUCCGUUACCAACGGCAGGGAGGAAACUAAACACGUGGAGGAGGAAAUGGAGAGCGAGAAAGAGGAAGAGGAUUCAGAAGGGGAAAUGGAAUCGAGCACCCAGAGACCGGAGCAGGCGUCGCUGGGAGGCCAGGCGGCCCCCGCUCUGACAAAGGCCCAGCUUAGGGAACUGAAAAGGGUGAAGAAACUGGACCACAGCUGGUUCCCAGGCCUCCUGCACUCUUGAACAUGACCCUGUGCAAAGACACUCGCACACACACACACACACACACACACACACACACGGUGCCUAUAGAAAGUUUUCAGCACAUCAGUGGGUUUUUAAAACAUGUUUUAUUGUGUUACGUCGUCCUAUCAGAAUGGUUUUCUUUUGGAAAGGAAAAAAAGAAAAAGGAAUCUCUAGGCAAUUACAAAACAGAAAAUAUUUGAUUGCACAAGUAUCCUCUCCUUCGGCAGCAGUUCCAGCCUUGAGUCAACGUGGACAGGGUUGUAUCAGGUUACACAUUUGAACAAUAAAACAACUCCCCAAUUGUCCUCUGUUUGAUGAGGAUCAUCUGUCAACAGCAGUCUAAGUCUCGCCAAAGACUCUGGACUACAUUGGUCUGGAUUCUGUCUCGGCCACCCCAGACUAAUUACAUUAGUGUUUCGUGCCAUUCCUGCAUAGCUUUGAGUGCAUGCUUGUUGUUGUUGUCUUGUUAGAAAAUCAAUCUUUUUCCAUGUCCUAGUUCUCGUGCAGAAUGCAGCACGUUCUCCUCCGGGAUUUAUCUGUAUUUCGCUGCACUUGCAGGCUUCUAUCACCACAUUUGCAACAUGCAAGUUUUCCUCUUUCUCUUCUUUUGAUGCUGCAUAGACCAACACUAUACUUGCAAUCCAAGCAUGCAGAAGGCUCCGUAGGACUUCCACGUUUCUCAGCAACGUUGAAUCUUUUUUUUUUUUGUAAAUGGUCAACCGCCACCAUUUGUGAUGCUUGCUCUCCAGCUAGAGCCAGUGCUCGCAAAUCACUUUUGUAAAACGGCUCCCUGUUACGUGCUGACGUCACGACCUCCCAGUUGCUGCUGCAGAGAAGGGAUGGAUAGACACCACCAGACUUCAUGCAGGGGAUGGUGUGUUUUUACUGAUCUACGGUCAUUGAUCAAAAAGCUCAAUUUUGUCUUCAAAAGACCACAGAACCUUCUCUUAUUUCCUUCCAGUCUCACAUGCCUGCUGUUAAUAACUAGCUGAGUAUGUUAUGAGCUUUGAAUUACACAGCUAUGGCCAUGACAUAGUUCUGUUCUUACUGAACUCCGAGGGAGAUUGGGCGCA
This is a messenger RNA of Sander lucioperca (pikeperch), 3672 nucleotides long. RefSeq names its product WD repeat domain 75 (gene wdr75). Gene Ontology annotation, biological process: positive regulation of rRNA processing; positive regulation of transcription by RNA polymerase I. The coding region runs from base 98 to 2596 and encodes 832 amino acids. Gene Ontology annotation, molecular function: protein binding; RNA binding. Gene Ontology annotation, cellular component: nucleolus. The transcript has 21 exons. The record is from RefSeq and is a predicted model, not a curated record. Lineage: Eukaryota; Metazoa; Chordata; Actinopteri; Perciformes; Percidae.